Molecule: messenger RNA, 687 nt
Organism: Exophiala spinifera
Lineage: Eukaryota; Fungi; Ascomycota; Eurotiomycetes; Chaetothyriales; Herpotrichiellaceae
Exons: 3
Coding region: 1-687 (228 amino acids)
Biological process (GO): DNA replication, removal of RNA primer
Molecular function (GO): nucleic acid binding; RNA-DNA hybrid ribonuclease activity
Source: RefSeq, a predicted model, not a curated record
AUGGAUGACGAAGAAGGGGUUAUCUGCGAUCGAAAAGUUGACCUCUGUUGUCCUACAACCGCGGUUCUGUCCGUACCAGAACUCAUUCAGACAUGUCCCGAGUGCGGUGACUUUGUGUUAUACUGCUGCGCAUGUAACAGUAGUCGACCCCGCAAGAGCCGGCCCUGCCACCACUAUCGCAUCGUCUUCACCGAUGGUGCGUGCACAAACAACGGGCGGCCAGAAGCGACAGCAGGAGUCGGUGUAGCAUACGGCGAAAACGAUGGCAGCCAAUUAUCCGUGCCUAUAACGGACACGGAGGAUGACUUUCCACUGCGGUCUAACCAGCGAGCGGAGCUCUAUGCGGCAAGGUUAGGUCUGGAGUUCCUCGCUGAGGCCGACAGGAUCAGGAGUACUACCAAGAAGGCAAAGGGCGAACCCAAGGCUUGGAUCAUCGCGACCGAUUCCGAGUAUGUUGUCAAGGGGAUCACCGAAUGGCUACCAACAUGGAGGAGGAACGACUGGCGUACAUCCAAGGGUACCAAACCGGCAAAUCUGGAUCUAUUUCUCGCUCUCGAUGACGCCCUGGCGUCCCACGAAGCGAAGAAGGUGAAGAUUGGAUUCUGGCAUAUUCCUAGGGAAUACAAUCAACUCGCCGACCGUCUGGCAAAAGCAGCUGCUAUCGACGGCGACGUGGCUGGAAUGUAG